Molecule: messenger RNA, 1311 nt
Organism: Bipolaris oryzae ATCC 44560
Lineage: Eukaryota; Fungi; Ascomycota; Dothideomycetes; Pleosporales; Pleosporaceae
Exons: 6
Coding region: 1-1311 (436 amino acids)
Biological process (GO): endocytosis; actin cortical patch localization; actin cortical patch assembly
Cellular component (GO): actin cortical patch
Molecular function (GO): Arp2/3 complex binding
Source: RefSeq, a predicted model, not a curated record
AUGGCAUUUGAGGUGUCGUAUGAUCUCGAGAAUGAGCAACAGUUCUGGGAUGAACUCGACGACAUCGUCUCCACGCGCUGCCACCAGCAUGAGAUAAUCGACAAUUCGCUACGGUCUUUUCUCAAUGUCACCACCAGUUACAAAUCCGAGUACCUCCAAACCGACUUUAGCAUUGCAAAAUGUAUCUUUCGCAUGCUCGAGGGCGAGCUCUAUGCCAAGAACAAACAAUACGUACGGCGGCAGAUAAUAUAUUGCCUGUUGCAAGAAGAUGACAAUCCCACACUCCACAUUGUCGCCGCGUUUCUCCUGUACGAUGGCCGAAAUAGCAGAGAUGACGAGGUCUUUGAGAUGAUGCAUUCCGAGGGCACGUUUGCGAGGCUGGUUGAGUUGGUGCAAAAGGAGAGUGUUCAAGAGGAAACAUCAUUGCAUCAGCUGCUGCUGCAAUUGCUGUACGAGUCUUCGCGUAUCCAGCGAUUGACCUACGAUGAUCUCAUGGCUGUGAAUGAUGCUUUCAUUCUUUACCUUUUAGGGAUUAUUGAAGGCGCCUCUGACGAUGCGGAUGAUCCAUAUCACUACCCUGUGAUUCGCGUACUGCUGGUUUUGAACGAGCAGUAUCUGGUUGCGUCUACCACUCGUUACAGUGACGGACGGACUGGCAUAACAAAUCGCGUCAUCAAAGCUAUAUCAACCCACGGCAUGACUUACAAAACCUUUGGAUGUAAUCUGAUUCUUCUUCUAAAUCGGGAGUCGGAGACGUCCCUUCAGCUUCUUAUUCUCAAGGUGCUUUACCUUCUCUUCGGAAACCCCUCGACGGCCGAAUACUUCUACACAAACGAUCUUCACGUGUUGGUCGACGUCAUUCUGCGCAACCUCAUUGAUCUCCCUCAUGACUCGGCCGCUGCAAACGCACUACGGCAUACAUAUCUCCGCGUCCUCCAUCCGAUACUCUUGCACAGCCAGAUCAGCAGACCGCCCCAUUACAAACGCGACGAACUACUGCGUCUCCUCCGCCUCCUCGUAUCAAGCGGGAACCAUUUCGCGCCCGUCGACGAGACCACUGUUCGACUCGUCAAUCGAUGUACCAGCGUGGAGUGGCUCCAGCCCCCAGCUGCAGAGUCGCCUACAAAUGGCAAUGGUAACAGACAGUCUCCUGUUGAGCAAGCAGCAAUGGGCCAGAAAGAGUAUGCAAGAAGGGCUCUGGGUAUGACUGUGCAAGGCGGAAAUGAAAGCUCAACCAGUGUCUUGGAAAUCGCGGGGCACACUGCUCAACCUGGUGUUCAGACGCCGAGUAUGACGAAGCAUGCGCAAUGA